This is a messenger RNA of Arabidopsis lyrata subsp. lyrata, 2010 nucleotides long. RefSeq names its product zinc finger CCCH domain-containing protein 47. The record is from RefSeq and is a predicted model, not a curated record. Gene Ontology annotation, molecular function: metal ion binding; protein binding. The transcript is spliced from 2 exons. The coding region runs from base 200 to 1939 and encodes 579 amino acids. NCBI's taxonomy places the organism in Eukaryota, Viridiplantae, Streptophyta, Magnoliopsida, Brassicales, Brassicaceae.
AGAUAAAGAAGAUCGAGAAAGAAAAAAGGAAAGAAAGAAGGCAGCUUCCUCUCUCCUUCAUUGCAAAGAAGCACCUUUUAAAGAAUCCUCUCCUCACAACUCCAUUCUUCUUUAAAAAAACCCCAAACACAUUUCCCACUUGUUUCUUCCAUCAAAAUAGCUUCCAACUUUCUUCUCAAUUUCAUUUCAGGAUAAUAUUAUGUGCAGUGGACCAAAGAGCAAUCUCUGCUCUUCAAGAACCUUAACAGAAAUCGAAUCAAGGCAAAAGGAAGAAGAAACAAUGCUUCUCCUUGAAUUCGCCGCUUGUGAUGAUCUUGACUCGUUCAAGAGAGAUGUUGAAGAGAAGGGGCUUGAUUUGGAUGAGCCAGGGUUAUGGUAUUGCAGACGGGUCGGGUCUAAGAAGAUGGGUUUUGAAGAAAGAACACCUCUAAUGGUUGCAGCUAUGUAUGGAAGCAUAAAGGUUUUGACUUUCAUCAUUUCCACUGGUAAAUCUGAUGUGAACAGAGCUUGUGGUGAAGAGAGAGUCACUGCGCUUCACUGUACUGUUGCUGGUUGUUCUGUGAAUAUGAUUGAAGUCAUCACUGUCUUGCUUGAUGCUUCUGCUUUGGUUAACUCUGUUGAUGCUAAUGGGAAUCAACCUUUGGAUGUGUUUGUUCGGGUUUCGAGAUUCGUAGCUAGUCCGAGGAGGAAGGCGGUUGAGUUUUUGCUGAGAGGAGGCGGUGUUAGCGGAUUGGUCGAUGAGGCGGUUGAAGAAGAGAUCAAGAUCGUGUCUAAGUAUCCGGCUGAUGCGUCUUUACCGGAUAUUAAUGAAGGGGUUUAUGGAAGUGAUGAGUUUAGGAUGUAUAGCUUUAAGGUUAAGCCAUGUUCUAGGGCUUAUUCUCACGAUUGGACCGAAUGCGCUUUUGUUCAUCCGGGAGAGAACGCGAGGAGGAGAGAUCCGAGGAAGUAUCCUUACACGUGUGUCCCCUGUCCCGAGUUCCGAAAAGGGUCAUGCCCGAAAGGAGAUUCUUGCGAGUAUGCUCACGGGGUUUUCGAGUCGUGGCUUCACCCGGCGCAGUAUAAAACCCGGCUUUGUAAAGAUGAAACGGGUUGUGCAAGGAAAGUUUGUUUCUUUGCUCAUAAACGUGAAGAGAUGAGACCUGUUAAUGCAUCAACUGGCUCUGCCGUGGCUCAGUCUCCGUUUAACAGCUUGGAGAUGAUGCCAGGUUUGUCUCCUCUUGCGUAUUCUUCAGGAGUUUCGACUCCUCCGGUUUCUCCAAUGGCUAAUGGUGUUCCUUCCUCUCCAAGAAACGGCGGAUCAUGGCAGAACAGAGUCAAUACCCUUACUCCACCGGCUUUGCAGCUCAAUGGUGGAAGCAGAUUGAAGUCGACACUGAGCGCUAGAGAUAUCGAUAUGGAGAUGGAGAUGGAACUCAGACUCCGCGGUUUUGGCAACAACGUCGAAGAGACUUUCGGAUCUUAUGUUUCCUCUCCAGGUAGAAAUUCUCAAAUGGGUCAAAACAUGAACCAACAUUAUCCAUCUUCCCCGGUAAGGCAACCGCCAUCUCACCACGGGUUCGAAUCUUCAGCAGCUGCAGCGGUUGCAGUGAUGAAAGCGAGAUCAUCCGCCUUUGCGAAACGUAGCUUGAGUUUCAAACCGUCUACUCAAGCAGCACCGCAGUCGAAUUUCUCGGAUUGGGGAUCUCCAAACGGGAAACUCGAAUGGGGAAUGAAAGGAGAAGAGCUGAAUAAGAUGAGAAGAAGCGUUUCCUUUGGAAUCCAUGGAAACAACAACAAUAACGCAGCUAGAGAUUACAGGGACGAGCCAGAUGUGUCAUGGGUUAACUCUUUGGUUAAAGACAGUGUGGUGUCUGAGAGAAACUUUGGAAUGAACGAGAGGGUUCGGAUAAUGUCGUGGGCUGAGCAAAUGUACAGAGAGAAUGAGCAGACUGUGGCAUAAACACACAAAAAUAUGGUUUUAUAGAUUGCUUUUGUGCCAUCUCCGCAAAUUUAAUUCUUUAAUUUUUGUCA